AUGGAAUUGCCUCGAAAUAUGUGCAGAGUUUGUUUAAAUGUGGAAAGUUCAGUAUCACUCAUAAAUUGGAAUAGAUCUAUCGAAGACUUGAACGAAAGUUUAUCGUAUGCAGAAUGUUUUCAGCUCUGCACUCAAUUAAAUUUAAAUUAUGAGAAUUGUGGGAAUGAAAAUGCGAUGAGGAUAUACGAAAACUUUUGUUACAAUUGCGCUUCUAAACUUAAAGAAGCAUAUGAGUUUAUUACACAAGCUCGAGAAUCAGACAACGCGUUGCGAAUUAAUUGCCGGAAUUCAGAUUCCGAUAAUCAUAAGAAGUUUUUCGAAUGGGUGGCCGUUGGAAAAGAACAUACAAAAGUUGACAAGAGAAGAGAAAUGGAGGAGGAGCCUAUCAGUUUAGGCAGUAACACGGGUUUUGAUGAAGACACAAAUUCACAAGGUUAUGUUCAAAUUGAACAUAAGGAAAUCUCUCAUGAAUCUGAAGUAUUAAAUUCGUCGAAGCCAAUUUUAUCCGGCAUAUCUAAAAUAAUUCUUUCCAAGCCCAACCGUAGAAAGAAGAGUAAAACAAAAACUGGAAUGGAAACAAAUACUGAAGAGAUUUGCGGAAUCUGUGGGAAGUCAAUGAAUAAUAAGAAACUUUUACGGCAUUCCUGCAACCGAAAUAUAGAAUAUUUUCUCUGCAAAUCGUGUCCUCGUACCUUCAGACAUCGCAGUACCUUAAUACAGCAUGAACUUAUACACGAAAGCAACAGGGAGCGAAAGUUUGCUUGCGGAGUGUGCGGCAGACAAUUUUAUACUCAAAUGGCUCGUAGAAAUCAUUUGAAAACACAUGAUCCAGGUCGAGAACCGAGGUUCCACUGUGGCGAUUGUGGUCAAUCUUUUUUGUUUAAGGGCAAUCUUCUAGUGCAUCAACAAAAACAUGCUGGUAAAACGAUUCAGUGCACGUAUUGCCAGAAACGCUAUGUACGUGCGGUUGAUCUUGAAGUGCAUCUGCGAAGUCACACAGGUGACACACCGUUCAAGUGUGACAAGUGCGAGAAGGCUUUUACAAAAAGGUCCACAUUGCGAAAACAUUUACAAUUGCAUGAGGGUAUCCAAUGGAAAUGUGAAGAUUGCGGAAAACAAUAUUUAUAUGAAUGGACGCUUCAACGGCAUCGUUUAGAACACACUGGUUUGCCCUUAAAGUGUUCAAUUUGUAGUAAAGAGUUUCCCGAGAUGUACAAGAUCCGACGUCAUAUCAAGAGUGUUCACAAGAUUAACUUGACCGAUUUAGAAAAUUUCGUUGUGAGAUUAAAGGAGAGAAAAAAACGUAGCAAUAUAUCACUAAAUUCUUUGGAUGCAGAGAGAGAGGCUACAAUUAUUCAAUAAUUUAAAUAUAAAAUAUACUUUUAAUAAAAAUUAUUUAUAAUAAAAUAAUUUUGGUCUACAGAUUUCGGCGAUGACAUAUAUGGUGUCACUGCUGGCACAAUGCCGUUUCGGUGAUAUCAGCUUGUUGGGGAAAGUAAAAACCAAAAUUAUUUAAAAAGGUGGUAUUAUGAAAAUAUGAAUUUACUUUAAAUUUAAUUAUGAAAAUUAUUAUAAAUAAACUUUCUACUAGUGUAUAUAAUGGUCAACAAAGCUCAACCAAUAUGUCAUCCCCAUCAUUUAUGGUUUCUUCGUCCUUCACUUCAACCUCUUUCAUAACACUAUCUGCUUGAACUAAAGUCAGUUUUUUUCGCUGUAAAGGCUUUGGAGUUUGAGAUUUUGUAACCUUUAGAAUCUCCUCCUCUGUGAACUCUAUAAGAUGCGUUGUUUUAAGAUGAACCUUAAACCUACAUAUAUUCAUGUAUAGUAUUAAUUUUAAACAACAAUAAAUAUAACAACAAAAAUGUC
Messenger RNA from Zeugodacus cucurbitae (melon fly), 1866 nucleotides. RefSeq names its product gastrula zinc finger protein XlCGF7.1-like. Gene Ontology annotation, biological process: regulation of DNA-templated transcription. The transcript has 4 exons. Gene Ontology annotation, cellular component: nucleus. Bases 1 to 1362 code for a protein of 453 amino acids. Gene Ontology annotation, molecular function: zinc ion binding; RNA polymerase II cis-regulatory region sequence-specific DNA binding; DNA-binding transcription factor activity, RNA polymerase II-specific. NCBI's taxonomy places the organism in Eukaryota, Metazoa, Arthropoda, Insecta, Diptera, Tephritidae. The record is from RefSeq and is a predicted model, not a curated record.